UUGCCCACCUCUAUUGCAUUUGUUUGUAAUCCGUAUUAUGAUUUGCGCGAAUCUUUUGGCGUGGAACAACUACGAGCACUUUAUGCUAACAUGUACAGGUGCUUCUGGCCAAGACGAUGAGAGCCCCUGCCCUGUGGAGAUGGAGUUGGAGCGGUGGCGGGAGUUUAUCCAGCACAUAAGAGGCCACCAGCGAACGGACACGGAAGUGGAAGUCGAGGAGAAGGACAGGCACUGUGAUAGCGAGAACAGCGGGCUGAAGUUGGAGGCAGAGGAGGAAGAUUGUCUGGCCGAGGACAUGUUCGUGGACCUGCCCGUGUCCUCGGAGCCAGAGUCUGGCAGUGAAGCGAGAGACGGAGAUGUGGACGAUGUUAGAAUGGCGCUAGGCUGCGAGCCGGGAGUUACAGAUUUCAGCCCCUUGUCGAAAUUCAAUCCCACGUUUUACCGGCGCAGUCCAAGGAUCACAAAGUUCAUUGAAUUGUACCAGCAAAAACCCUGCCUCUGGGAUCCAGCGGAUGAUGCAUACAAGGACAAGGAGAAGCGUAGCGCUGCUUACGAUGAGUUACUGGAGCAGCUAAAGAACUCCGUCAACCUCCAUCUCACUGCGUACAAGCUGAAGAAGUGCAUCUCGAGCUUGCACUCCCAAUAUGCGUCCAUUACGCGCCAGAAAAAGACCCAAAAGCUGACCCAGGUACCACUGUACUACCACGCCAAGUAUACCUUCUUGGCCGAAUGUGGGAAUCCCGCGGAGGCUGAGACCGAUGAGGAUGAGGGCUGUGCCAAGAUCAAGCUGGUGUUUACUGAGGAGAACCGACUGACCAGCCUGUUCAUCGAUCUGUACGCAAAGUUCCCGCAUCUCUACGAUCCGACGCACAAACACUUCUCUAAUCUGAGCGAACGUAAGUCGGCUAUCUUGGAGAUGACUGAUUUGCUGAGCUCUGAGAUUUCGGGAUUGGGCCUUCACACGCACUACGAGGUAUACGACAGUAUUCAGAGCCUUCGGCAAUGGUAUUCCCGCCGGAUUAAAACCCUUACCGAUGUGCAGUCUGUGGGCCUCUCCGUGGCCGAAAAGCGGUACAUUGAACGCUGCAAGGCCUUUAUGCCCACGAAGACGUUUCGCCAGAAGCUCAAGUGCGAGGCGUGUGAGCAGGCCUUUAGCACGGAUCACGCUCUGCAGGCGCACCAGUUCCGGGACCACAAAAUGGGCGACGGCGGCUGGUUCAGGUGCACGGUGUGCGAGCUUAACUUUGAUCGGCGAUGCCACCUGCAUCAGCACAUACAGCGGGUGCACAUGAGCAAGGCGUUCGCCUGCGACCUGUGUGACCGGAGCUUCGCCUUCAACAACCAACUGGCGGCUCAUAAGCGUACGCACGACGAAAAGCACGUCGCGAAGCCGUUCGUCUGCGAGUUCUGCGGCAAGUCGUUCAAGCAGAAAAUCCAAAUGACCACCCACGUGACGGCGGUGCAUACAAAAAUCCGCGCCUUUAAGUGCACCAUGUGUACCAAGGACUUUCUCACCAAGCGCGAUCUCAAGGAUCACGUGAAGGCGCACCUGAACAUCCGCGACAAGGUGUGCGAAAUCUGCCAGAAGACAUUCACGAAUGCCAAUGCCCUGGUCAAGCAUCGGCACAUCCACAAGGAAAAGACGCUGCAGUGCUCUUUGUGCACAACACGCUUCUCGGAGCGCGUCAGCUUGGGCGUUCAUAUGCGACGCACGCACAAGAUCAUCAAGAGCACACUGAAAGUGGCGGAACCGGCGGGCGAAGCUCUUUUUUCUCACACAUUCCCUCAGGCCCAAGGUAACAUCUCCAGCGAAUAAAAAAACCGAUUAAUUCAUUAUAUUUCAAAUUAAACCCUCAAAAACGGCUUAGAAUAGUGUCCCAAACUUAUAGUAUAGUAUCUACUCCUUAAA
Molecule: messenger RNA, 1909 nt
Organism: Drosophila serrata
Lineage: Eukaryota; Metazoa; Arthropoda; Insecta; Diptera; Drosophilidae
Gene: az2
Product: zinc finger protein az2
Biological process (GO): regulation of transcription by RNA polymerase II
Cellular component (GO): nucleus
Source: RefSeq, a predicted model, not a curated record